ACCUUGAACUUGACAGAGUAGUUUCACCCCUCUCCUUUCCUCUCCUCUCCUCUCUUCUCUAUUUGUAAAUACUUUUACAAUGUCCAGUUUUCCACAUUUACUCCGCCACGCGCCUUCAGCCUUCAGGCGGUCGUCGCGCGGCAGAAGCCCAGACGCCUGCCGCACUUUGUUUUUAAACUUCAGGUUUUUGCACUCCAGCUCGCCUGCUAAGUUGUCCUCCAGCAUAUUACAUCAACACAAAACCAGCCGCAGGGGUUACACGAGUUCUGCCAGCACGAAACCGGUCCGGGUCGGCUGCGCCUCCGGGUUCUGGGGGGACACAGCCACCGCAGUGCCUCAGUUGAUCUACAGUGGGAAUUUGGACUUCCUGGUGUUUGACUACCUGAGUGAGAUCACCAUGUCUCUGCUCACCGCCGCCAAGGCCAAGACGCCUAAUCUGGGCUACACUCCAGACUUCGUCCAGGUCGCUCUCGCUCCGUUCAUCAACGACAUCCACAGGAAGGGUAUUCGUGUCGUCAGUAACGCAGGAGGCGUGAACCCUCUGGCCUGUGCUGCGGCCAUACAGGAAGUCAUCAACAAGGCUGGCCUUCAUCUCAAAGUCGCCGUCGUGACCGGCGAUGACCUCAUGCCCCACAGGAGCAGCCUCUCUGAGGUCCGGACGGUGGAUGACGGCAGCAGACAACAGUUACCUAAAACGCUGCACAGCAUGAACGCUUACCUCGGGGCUGUUCCUAUCCGCCGCUGUCUAGAUCUCGGGGCAGACAUCGUGGUGACUGGACGCUGUGUGGACAGCGCCGUGACUCUGGGCCCGCUCAUGCACACCUUUGGAUGGGAGAGGAAUGACUAUGACCUGCUGGCAGCUGGGAGUCUUGCAGGGCACCUCAUUGAGUGUGGCGCUCAGAGUACAGGAGGAAUCUUCACCGACUGGCACAAAGUUCCUGACUGGGACAACAUGGGCUUCCCGGUGGUGGAGUGCUCCGGCGACGGCUCCUUUGUCCUCUCCAAACCGCCUGAGACCGGCGGCCUCGUCUCCUUCGGCACGGUGGCGGAGCAGCUGGUGUACGAGAUCGGCGACCCGCGACGAUACCUGCUGCCUGACGUCACCUGUGACUUCAGCCAGGUGCUCAUUCAGGAAGUACCAGGUGUAGAAGGAGGCGCUGUCAGAGUGACGGGGGCUAAAGGCUCCGCUCCAUCACAUGACUACAAGGUGUGUGCUACCUACAUGGACGGUUUCAGGGCGACAGCAGUGUGUCCGGUCGGAGGACCAAGAGCAGCAGAAAAGGCCAGACGAACUGCAGACAGCAUCAUCAAACGGACGAAGCGAAUGUUUACGCAGUUGGGGCUGGAAGAUUUCAGCGCCGUCAACAUCCAGGUCCUCGGAGCUGAGGACACGUAUGGUGCCAACGCUCGCAGCAAGGACUCCAGAGAGGCAGUUAUCUGGAUGGCCGUCCACCACAAACAGAAGAAAGCUCUUGAACUCUUUGCCAGAGAAAUAGCUCCUGCAGGGACCGGCAUGGCUCCUGGACUGACCGGCAUCGUGGGCGGACGACCCAGAGUGUCUCCUGUCCUGAAACCGUUUUUCUUCCUGCACCCCAAACCUCAGCUGAAGGUGGACGUUCAUGUCGGUGGAGAGCUGGUGGAGUCUUUCACAGAGGUGGGGCCUGACGCACCUGAGCAGGAAGCCCCUCCCACCACAGAGGAGGACGCACCUGACACAGAGCUGCCCAGUGGACCACACAGCUACAGACUGGAGGAGCUGGCCUACACAAGGAGCGGAGACAAAGGAGACUCGGCUAACAUUGGAGUGAUAGCUCGUCAUCCCCUCUUCUUCCCCUACCUGAAAAAACACCUGACUUCUUCUGUGGUGGAGGAAUACUUCUCGCACCUCAUCCAGCCAGGGGUGAACAACGCUGUCACACGAUACACUCUGCCGGGGAUCCAUGGCUUCAACUUUGUCCUGCAGAGUUCGCUGGGAGGGGGAGGGGUGGCGUCUCUACGCAGCGACCCCCAGGGUAAAGCCUACGGUCAGAUGCUGCUGGAUUUGAAGCUGAGAGGACUGCCUGACGUCAAGUCGCUGGUGGACUGAGAGAGAGGGAGAGAGAGAGAGAGAGAGAGAGAGAGAGAGUGGCUGGGUGAGAGACACUGAGAGAAAGGAGGAGUUAAUGAGGGAGAGAGCUGUGGGAAAGGCAGACAUAAAAAACCCUUUACAAGAAGAAAUGAGACUGAAAGCAAAGAAAAUUCCCCGGUGAGACUUUUCCCUCCAUAGAAACCCAGAUGGAUCAUAUCAAAAAAAAAGAUUUGUUUAGUCCUCAACCCAAACAAGGGAAAACCUGAAGAAAACAAGAAAAUUUAAUUUAUAUUUGGUGCACUGAGUGAAGUCCAUAAUCACACAUCAGCCUCAAGGGGCUUAAUCUGUGAGAUGUAACAGAGUCACAGGAUUUUAUCCACACUGAUAAACAAAAGAGAGCAUUCAGGAAACUGUCAAAUAAAACAGUUUCACCUGAAGGAACCAAAACAUACGAUAGCAUACGUCCAUGAGACCCCCGGUUAGACCCAGAGCUCACUGAAGGGAUUACAUAUCCCAUGUGGCCUGGGAAGGCCUUGGGAUGCCCCCGGAGGAGUUGGAAAGCGUUGUUGGGGAGAGGGAUGUCAGGAGUACCCUACUUAGCCUGCUGCCACCGUGACCUGACCGCGGAUAAGCGGAAGAUAAUUUAUCUCCCAUGUUCAAACGUUCCCCUCCUCAGUGUUAAGUUUGGGUCUUUAUAGGCCGUUCCAUUUUGGGUUCGUUUCCAGUUUCCACUUGGAUUAAUUAAACUCAGAAUCUAACAAAUCUCUUAUCAAACCUU
Micropterus dolomieu (smallmouth bass) is the source of this 2846-nucleotide messenger RNA. RefSeq names its product lecithin retinol acyltransferase b, tandem duplicate 1 (gene lratb.1). The transcript is spliced from 20 exons. Lineage: Eukaryota; Metazoa; Chordata; Actinopteri; Centrarchiformes; Centrarchidae. The coding region runs from base 80 to 2086 and encodes 668 amino acids. The record is from RefSeq and is a predicted model, not a curated record.